AUGGCCGAGAACCAGAUUUCCGCUCAAUCCACCUCCACCUCCAGCUCCAUCUCACCUGAACAAACUUCCAUCAGCGAUACAGUCAAAUCCUAUUCCUCGGAUUUACAGGAGCUGAAGAAGAUUGUGGAGACGAGCACUCAGAUAGUUACCGCUGAGAAUAUGAAGGAGACAACAUUGGAAGAGAUCGUGCUUUUAGCAUCGUUCCUUUACCGCUCCGAUUCGUUAAAGGUCGCUGAUCAGCAAAUACAGGACACAUUAAAGGAUUUUCUGUUAAGGUUGAUCGAGAAAGAGCAAAGUGACAUGGAGAAAACAGACGAAUAUCAAUCGCCUCCUAAUCAGCCAAUCCCACAAACACAUCGACCUCAUCAGCAAUUACCGCAACCUGAAGGACAUCAACCAACCCAGCUAAUAUGUCCGCCAUCUCAAGAGGUAUUUUGGCAGCCUCCAGUAUUUAAACGUCCUAAACAAGGAAGUCUUCGACUACCUCGCUCAAAAGGUCGGAAUGUUGCCCAAAAAUAUCAAGCACCUCGAACUAGAAGUCAAACACUUCGGUCGGAAGAUUAG
Messenger RNA from Sclerotinia trifoliorum, 564 nucleotides. The record is from the annotation of a GenBank genome assembly. Lineage: Eukaryota; Fungi; Ascomycota; Leotiomycetes; Helotiales; Sclerotiniaceae.